GCAAGCCUUGAGACGCCUGGGUAUGUGGGAUUCGCGAACCUUCCCAAUCAAGUGCACCGGAAGUCCGUGAAGAAGGGUUUCGAGUUUACGCUUAUGGUCGUGGGAGAAUCCGGUUUGGGCAAGUCCACCCUGGUGAACAGUUUAUUCCUCACGGAUUUGUAUCCCGAGCGGAUAAUUCCCGACGCAGUUGAGAAAACCAAUCAAACUGUCAAACUCGAUGCUUCAACGGUCGAGAUUGAAGAAAGGGGCGUGAAGCUUAGAUUAACGGUCGUCGAUACACCUGGCUAUGGAGACGCGAUUGACAACACAGAUAGCUUCCGAGCUAUCAUUCAAUAUAUAGACGAUCAGUUUGAAAGAUUUCUUCGCGACGAGAGCGGUCUGAAUAGGAGAAACAUCGUGGAUAAUAGAAUACAUUGUUGUUUCUAUUUCAUAUCUCCGUUUGGCCACGGGUUGAAGCCAUUGGACAUCGAGUUUAUGAAGCAACUUCAUAACAAAGUUAACAUAGUACCUGUAAUAGCGAAAGCUGAUGUACUUACCAAAAAGGAAGUCUUGCGCCUGAAGAAAAGAGUUAUGGAGGAGAUUGAAGGCAACGGAAUCAAAAUAUAUCCCUUACCGGACUGUGAUAGCGACGAGGAUGAGGAUUACAAGGAGCAAGUACGUCAAUUGAAAGAGGCUGUCCCGUUUGCGGUGUGCGGUGCGAAUACCUUGCUCGAGGUCAAGGGAAAGAAGGUACGCGGUCGACUGUAUCCGUGGGGCGUUGUCGAAGUGGAGAACCCAGAUCACUGCGAUUUUAUCAAGCUACGGACGAUGCUGAUCACGCAUAUGCAAGAUUUGCAGGAAGUAACGCAAGAGGUACAUUACGAGAAUUACCGUAGCGAGAGAUUAGCGAAGGGAGCUCCGGUACCGCCCCGACGUCAAACCAUCGCGGACCCCGACAAAAACAGCACUGUGUCAGAGAAGGAUCGCAUAUUGCAAGAAAAGGAGGCAGAAAUACGGCACAUGCAGGAAUUGCUGGCUUCGAUGCAGGCGAAGAUGCAACAACAGCAACCUUGAUCAAACAUGCGUUUGUGUACCGACGUGUGAAGUGAAGGAAACGAUUCCUCCAUUGUUACGAGUGCCAAAAAGAUUUAGAAAACUUUUUUAGUGGCUCACACGAUUCGAGGUCUUGAUUUCGGGCGCAAUAUUUUUCUAAGCUUUGUCU
Messenger RNA from Temnothorax curvispinosus, 1201 nucleotides. It is a transcript of the gene Septin1, whose product is annotated as septin-1. Gene Ontology annotation, cellular component: synaptic vesicle; cell division site; septin ring. NCBI's taxonomy places the organism in Eukaryota, Metazoa, Arthropoda, Insecta, Hymenoptera, Formicidae. The record is from RefSeq and is a predicted model, not a curated record. Gene Ontology annotation, biological process: regulation of exocytosis; cell division; cytoskeleton-dependent cytokinesis. The annotation marks the transcript as partial. The transcript has 5 exons. Gene Ontology annotation, molecular function: molecular adaptor activity; GTP binding; GTPase activity.